Lathyrus sativus (Indian pea) is the source of this 1989-nucleotide messenger RNA. NCBI's taxonomy places the organism in Eukaryota, Viridiplantae, Streptophyta, Magnoliopsida, Fabales, Fabaceae. The record is from the annotation of a GenBank genome assembly.
AUGAGGCCUGAUCAAUUGCAUGUUGCACAACAAAUUAGGCGUGACAAAUUAAGGAUCCAGAAUCAAGAGUUUCCUCACAAUAACAACAACAACAACAUAGAACAGUUAUUAUCAUUACACCAAGUACCACAACAAGGAUUCAACAUGGAUCUUCAUCAUCAACUAAGAAAUUCCAACAACAAGAACAUGCUUGAUGAUGAUGAUGAUGGUGAUGGUGAAGCUGGUCUUUAUUCAUCUGAUCAAAUGAUGAACAGUUUUUCAACUCCGUCGAAUUCGUUACACAGAAACCCUUUGGAGUACUGUUAUGAGGCUGCUGAACCAAGUAAUAAUAAUAAUAGGUUGAGUUAUUAUUAUGCAAAUGAAACAAAUCAGAAUGUUUUUUUGCCUUCUGAGAUUAACCAUAGUGAUACUACUACUUCAGAAGUUGCUUCCUUAAUGCAUCAUGGUGUUUGGGGAGGUGGGAAUAGUCAUAACCUGUUCCAUGAAAAUCAAGCUAGUUUGUGGACAAAUAGAGGUGUUACUGUUGACGACGACGACAACAACAACAACAUGGGUUUAUCUUUCUUUAAUGAUUGUAAUAAUCCUCAAGCUCAAGGUUUAUCUCUCUCACUUUCAUCAAAUUCUUCUCAAUCUAAACCUUCACCUUCUGCUUCAAAUUUUGAACAAGGAUCUUUCAUAAAUGUUGUGAAACCAAUAGGAAUCUCUUCAAGCAGUACUUCUACGAGUAGUGGUUUCAGGAAUAUUGGUCCUCUUGGACCCUUUACUGGAUACGCAACAAUAUUGAAAAGUUCAAGGUUUUUGAAACCUUGUCAACAGUUGUUAGAGGAAUGUUGCUGUGAAUCUGGUGCAAACAUUGGAAAACCGUGUGAAAAUGUUCCAAAAUGGGUUUCUCGAGAUGUUGUUAAUGUUGAAGAUGAUGAAACUGGAAAAGGUAGUAGUAGUUCAGGUGGUUCAUGCUCUAUGUUUUAUGGUUCAAAAGAGAAAGAGAAUAGUGUUGCUGCUGCUGCUGAUGGAGGAGGAGUUGGGAAUAGUUUUUGUCUUUCAUCUUCUUCUCGACCUGAGUGCCAAAAGAAUAAGGCUCAACUACUGUUCAUGCAACAAGAGGUUACAAGAAGAUACAAGCAAUACCAUCAACAAAUGCAAAUGGUGGUUUCAUCAUUUGAGUCGGUAGCAGGUCUAAGUUCAGCUACACCAUACAUUUCAAUGGCUCUCAAGUCACUAUCAAGACACUUCAGAUGCCUUAAAAAUGGUAUCACAGAACAACUCAAGCGUACAUGUCAAGUAUUGGGAGAGGACUGUUCAAUACUACCACCAACCACCACAUGUAGUAGUACUAAAAUUGACAGUAGUAAUAUGACAAGGCUAAGAUUCAUGAAUCAUAGCUUACACAAGAACAGUAAUAUUGACUUUGUUGAACCUCAACAACAUGUUUGGAGACCACAGAGAGGCUUACCUGAAAGAUCAGUGGCCAUUCUUAAAGCUUGGUUGUUUGAGCAUUUUCUUCAUCCGUACCCUACAGAUACAGAUAAACACAUGUUGGCUACACAAACAGGUCUAUCAAGAAACCAGGUAUCAAAUUGGUUCAUAAAUGCUCGAGUUCGUGUAUGGAAACCGAUGGUUGAGGAAAUACACAUGCUUGAGUCAAAAGGCACAACAGAAGGACAGAAUCAGAACAACAACAAAACCGAACCCUGCAGAGUUGGAACACAUGAAAGGAAAUUCCAGUGUCUGGAAAUGGGGUCAUCGUCUUCAGGCAUUCACAAUGUUGAAGAGCAAUGGAAUAAUAGUAUUCAAGAGAAGAGAUCUAAAAUGGAAAAUGAGAUUGCACCAAACAUGGAUAUGGGUUUUUUGCCUUAUCAUAAUGGAUCUGUGUCACUGACUUUGGGUCUUAGACAUGGAGUUGAAAAUGUACAACAGCAACAGUUGCAGCAGGAGGUAGAGCUUAGACACCAAUAUGGAGGACACAUGAUCCAUGAUUUUGUGGGUUGA